Messenger RNA from Athalia rosae (coleseed sawfly), 2611 nucleotides. RefSeq lists its product as uncharacterized. The record is from RefSeq and is a predicted model, not a curated record. Bases 851 to 1213 code for a protein of 120 amino acids. Lineage: Eukaryota; Metazoa; Arthropoda; Insecta; Hymenoptera; Athaliidae. The transcript is spliced from 2 exons.
UGCAGCUCACUACGUCAAAAUUACCACUGUUUUUCUCCUUCUUUCCAUUCAAUUUUUCUCAUCGCGGUAUCACGUAUUCCUGCACGCGAAAAGCGAGUGCAACGGAUUUGGAAAUAAUCUAACAAUAAGUUGCGGAAGGGGUGAACUUUGACCGGGCGAUUAUAUCGACGAUACAUACAAAAUCCUCCGCCCCCUCUUAUCCUGCGAACGAGAUAGGGGUGGUAUAUUUCGAUGGUUUUGGAGUCGGCGGAAUUGGGGUAGGGGUGAAUUUAUAUAUAGGAGGUCGUUGCGGGGCGAAGGCAGCAUUCGCAUAAGAGCCACCCUCGCAAGCGCGUCGUUGGUGUUCGCAAAUAUCGUAGCUUGGAUAUUAUAUACAUAUUUAUAUAUAUUAGUAUAUACAUAUAUAUGUACAUAUUUGGGACAUGACUCUGUAGAGUUAUACCUUCGGAAUUGGAGAAAGAAAAAAAAAUAUUCGUGUAUAUAUUAUUGUACUACACAGGUAUACGUACCCACGUAUAAAUUCGCACAUCAGGGUCGGGGUUGAGAAGGUCAACACCGCGUUGUACGAGUUACUUCGGGCGGAAUCAAUACCUGUGACCUACACCGCGUGGUUUUACGCCAGGUGAACGCGUGGCUUUUCUAUACAUAUAACCAGAAGAAACAAGAAGAAAUUUUAACGAUACACGUAAUUGACGAAUGAAUUGAUUGACUCUUUUUACCUAUGUUUUGUGUCGGAUAAAAAGCCUCGCGGACAAGAUAUGCGGCAGUGCUGCUCGAAAGUAUUCAAAUUUCAAUUAUUCUCAUAAGAAUUCUCAUCACAACUCGACGUAGACAUUGUGCGGGUUGAAGAAUGUUGAAAAAGGCGCUCACCAAGUCCGGCCUGAGGAUCCUAAGGGCAAUAAAGAAGCUGUCGAGAAAAAAUAGACCGGCGAAUAAAUCCUCGGAAAGUAGCUGCGAGCAGUCGAAGGUUUCGUUGCGGGAAACUACUUCGUCUCGACGUUACACGAUUCCGGAACACGAAGCGAUUUCCUUAUCGUGGUCUUUGGCGUCUUUGGAUACCAAAAGCGUGGACACGUACUUGACAUCGGUUAGCGAAACGGGACCUGAUACCCCGAUGAAAAAUCUCGACAAUAAUCGCUGCUGUUGCUGCGCUGAAUACGAAGAAAAUGAAAAAAAUGAAAACAAGGAGAACGAGAUAUGUUCUUAUAGAUAGAAUAUAAAAAUUAUCGAAAAGCGAUUUUAGUUUUUUUUUUUUUUACUUCUCUUUUCAUGUUAUACGUGUACAACUUUAUACCGUUAAAAACGACGUAAUAAUUUGCUCAACCGAAAUCAUAUGCUCAUAGUUAUAAUAAUAGUUACGACGUUUAUAAAAUACCUACAGGAUUAUCAUCGAUGUAACACCCCCAAAAUGACUUCUCAAUGACGCCACUUUACGAUACAGUUGACAUAGGUGUAGCUAUAGGCCAUAAUCUUCUGUAAUUGUAAUUUUUAAGAAAGAAUAUGAUAAAAAUGCAAGAAACAUUUGAAUAGUUGGAGAAAUAAUAUUGUAAAUAAGAUGCAUGUUAUUCCGAUUGUGAAGAUGGAUGUACGAUCUUCGGGUGAGAAUGAUUGACAUAUUCUCAAAGGCUGUGAAUUUGUAGAAUUUAAAAUUGCACAAAUAACAAUACAUCGUUUAAUAUUACAUUGAAUCUUUACCUGACUCAAUACGCAUGUAUUCCUACUUUCAUCUUUUUCCUUUGCUUAGUCCUAGAGAGAAACUGUAAGCUCAAUUUUCGGCAGAGAUCCGUGUGACUCAUUUCAUCAGGUGACACGUGUUCUCUUGUCAAAAACCUGAAAAGCAAAAAAUCUAGAAACUCUGAAGCGUAAUUUUUGUAUGCACACAGCUGCUAAUAACCUAGGCACCUAACGAACUAACGGGUAUGCAAAUUAUUCAUGAAACCGAAGCUUUAUCCGCUUCAAAGCUCGGGCACGUGUGUAGGAAGGGAAUUUUCUAGUUUUUGUAAAUUGCUCUGACAAAAAAAGAGGAAAACAAAUAAUCGUCGCGCAUCUUACUGGCCCUCAGCGUUACACUGGUAACAAUAAGUACCGGUUUUUCUCCCAGAAACGGGGCGAUAAUUACGAAUAACUAUUCUGCAUUCUAUUGAAAAAAAAAGAAUAAUUCUUCGGUCCAUGUUCGACACUAAAUAAUGAGGCCAAAACGGGUUUCCGAACGAAUUAUUGUCAUCUGCACAAUCGAAAAUGUAUAGUAUACGGACUCGGAAGUUAACGGGAAUUUGGGAUAACGAGAAUUGUAUUUUCCAAUUUUCCAAUUUUCCAAUUUUUUUUUUUUUUUUUUUUUCUUUUUAUUUAAUACUGGAUUCUCGUUCUAUCUGCGUGAAAAAAAGAUGAAAACGUAUUUGAAAAAUAUUAAGGCAUUUCUCAGCGUAUACAAAUUAUUAUACUCUAAUAUAACGUUGGGUUUUUCUCUUCUUUAGUUCGUUUUUGUAUUCUUUUUUUUCCUAUGAAAUCUAAUUCGUUAGCAAAAAUUGAAUAUUUACACUGUACAAUAAUUAUUCACUAUCCGAGCUAAUUUUUGAAGACCUAUAUAUACUGGGAUAAAUAAAUAUUAUAU